GUGUUCGCCCGCUCACUCAGUGCCACUACCUCCACCAUCACAACAUCUCCUCCCCGCCCUUUUCAAUGACACGUUGCCUCAGCUAAACACCCCUUGCCUCCCCCCGAAAAAAGUUUGCACUUGUUUUCACACCCCCCCGUCAUCUCUUCAUACCUGAGGCACUUUGAUCAGGUGCAUCCAAGUGUGGCGAAGAGCUGUCACCGAGCGCCUGUUAAAAACAAGGAGUUGCGAGGAAAACUCCCUCACAACGGGAGCCUGUGGCGUUUGCUCACUUGUCUUUUGUUAAACGUUCACUAAUAGUCGCUGACGUGUGCAGCCUGCACGGCUCCAAAUGCUGUGUACCUUCCCAGAGAUGCCCAGAUCUAAGGAGGGGAAAUGUGGAUUUCGAUUUGAAACUCUCCUGAGUCAAAGCAUCUGAGAGCCGAGACCCCGAGCUCUCCCGGAGUGCAGUCCGAUUCGUCAGACUUUGGGAGAAAAGAUACUUUUUCUAAAAAAAAGAUUCAGAGGGCGAGGAAGCAGUGUCCCUCAGUGACUGGGGAGUGAGAAGGAGCAGGAGUGUUUCUGAAAGGGUGGGAGUAAGAAGAUUGUCCCAGUGAAAAGGGGGGAGUGUCCCUAUGUGAAGGGAUGCACUGGCAAUGGAGUUGAGCUGCCAUGAAGUGCCAAUAUAUGGUCAACAGUCUGUGCUAGCAGUGUUUGAAAUGACCUGUCCUGUACCUGAGGGUGCCGAAUGGUACUUUGUAUAUGAAGGUUCAAGCCAGAAUCAUGUAACUGUGGCACAGAGACUUAAUGCGAAAACACUGGAGUCAGUUGUUCCAGGUCAUGAUACUUUAGAAGAUGUUACAGUUUCUGCCUGUAUAUACACAGAGGCAAAAUCAGUAUCUAUCCUUGGGUGCAGCAGGAUAACAUACGUUGAGGAUGUAGCAUCUAAACUAACUCAAGUUCUGGUUGAAAGUGCCGGGAUGGUGGAUUGCACUAGCCACCUGACUCUGCUUGAACAAUUUGGCCUAACCAGAGAGGCUGCACAGUCUUUAGAUGAAAAUAUGACAGCUGCCGUUGAGCACUUGGAAUUACCACCAUCUUGGAAUCUGCUUGGAAAGUGGUCAGGAAAAGAGAUAAACCACAAGGAAACCCUGCUACAUGUUUCAGUGAGACUAGGUCUUUACAAAUUCUCUCAGUUUUUACUGUGCCAGCCUGGUGGUAUCCAAGCUGCGAUUGUGCCCAAUGAGGAAGGACUGAUGCCCGUGGACUUAGCUUUGCAGAAUGGGAUGCAUUGCCUUGCUGAAUAUUUGAAAGAUAUUGAGAAUUCCCAAGUCACACCAUCAGUUGGAAUCUCAAAGACUUAUGGUGACAGCCACAUACUACAGAAGUGCCGAAGUAGACGAAACACAUCUAUACUGACUGUGGAUAACAAGAUAAGGCAUUCACUGGAGUCAGAUAUUCUGUUGCUGCGGGGAUAUAUACAUGAUACUAACUUGGAGAAUAUGGGAAAUGCAAACAUGGAUGAACUGAAGUUGAAUCACCUCUGUACAGGGGAAGGCCAUAACGAAGUAAAAGAAGAACAAGAUCUUUGUUCUGAAACGUUUACCAAUGAACCAGGUCAGUCGAUGGGAAGCACAGAGAAAGAGACCUGUGUUGAGCGUGCUAGCACUCUGGGAAAUCAAGCAGGUUUAUUGCUGGAUGGAGUGGAUCAGGCCCUACUUGAUACAGAGUGCAAACAUUCUUCACAAGAAUUCCUCAAGAAGUCAAAACCAGGUUUGUCUACCUUUCUGGCUGCAGCAAGACUUUCUUCCAUGCUGAACGACAGAGAAGAAAUUUAUGUCAAUUGUAUGGUUGUAGAUCAGGUUAAUGAAGGCGGUAUAAACUAUAAUAGUAACAAUCUUACCACUGCAAGUACCAGUACUACUAAUGCACUGCAUGAGAAGUCAUCUGAGGACCAACUUUGCCGGGCUUACAAUGUCCCCCAGUCGAUGGAAUCCAAUAUACCUGCAUCAUUAGAAGACAAUCUAUGUAGGAAGCAUUCAAAUUACUAUCUUGAGGACCACAUAGACACCACAAUUCUGAAGGAAGAUCAGAAUGAUUUUACAGAACAAGUUUCUGAUUUGUCUUCACCUGAUAGUAUUUUAUGCCGAUCGUCAUUAUUAUCUCAGCAGCAUGAUUGUGUCAAGGCAGAAAGUCCUUCCACAAGCAUCAAAUAUAAGCAAAGGUUCAGCUUUGAUGGCAUUGAUGCAGACAGCGAAGGAGAAGAGGUUUCAGACAGGUCUCAGGGCUCAUGCACUCCAAAAUCUCCAAAUUCUGUUGCAUUAUUUGCCAGCAGUGGAGAUGAACUGGAUUCUUUUGAGAUUCACCAGGAAACUGAGAUAAACAUCAAGGAAUCUGAAUCAAGGUCUUCAUCCAACAGCUUGUUGCCAAAGGAGUCUGAAGAUACUGGAAUUCGGCUGAGAUCAUACUCCCUUUCCUCUCCUAAAGUGUCUCAAAGCAAAUCUCGAUUCAUAAGAGAUUUUGGUGUGUUUGAUUCCCCAAAUGAAGAACAGCGAACCUUCAGUCUGCCUGAGCAUCCGAAAGAAAAAAGAAUUGAAGAGGAAGAGUGGAACAAGUAUAUUAUUCCUUCAAAAGCAGAGACUGAAAAAUAUAAAGUGAGUCGUACGUUCAGCUUCCUCAAAAACAGAAUGACGAGCACCAGGAAUAAGGGCAAGGGGAAGCAUAAAGAUGCCAAGGAAAAGGAGAAAUGGAGCAAUGGCCACCACUUCAUUGCAGGAAUUAUUUCAGGGACACUACAGUGCAUGGUUUGUGACAAGCUUGUUGGUGGAAAGGAUGUUCUACAGUGCUUCAAUUGUACCAUGAGUAUUCAUAAAAGUUGCAGAGAUUCUGUUCCUAUGUGUAUCAAGGCCAAGUAUCCAAAUCUUCAAGAUAAAUGUCAAGUAACAUCCCGAAGCAAACCAACCCACUGCGUGCACUCAAAUUCACUCAAGGAUGCAUCACAGUCUGCAUUCCUAUCAAUGAACUCCACGUCAUCUUCUUUGCCUAUUGGGCUUUUUGCUGUCAAACGAGAAACUUUGCUGCAACAUCAGCCACUGUCAAAAAGUGCUUCUAGUAUUAGUAUAGAGAGAAGAAUCAUGGAGUCAAUGGACAUGGAGGUAGAUAGCUAUGUUUCUCGGAACAAAUCACAAUCAGAGGAAUUGCUUCAAACAAUGGGCACAUCUCCUUCAACAGAAUCGCUUGCAUUAGAGGAUAAUGUAGUCCCUUCAAUGCGUGGAGACCUUGAGUUUGAUGCACAGGAGUUUAAAGCUGAGUCCUGGAGUCUUGCUGUUGAUCAUGCAUUUAGUAGUAAACAACAGAAAGAUCUGAUACAGAGACAAGAUGUUAUUUAUGAGCUGAUGCAGACAGAGAUGCACCACAUUCGGACCCUGGAGAUAAUGUCAGAAAUUUUUAGGAAGGGCAUGAAGGAGGAGUUGCAAUUAGAUCACAACACCAUUGACAAAAUAUUUCCAUCUUUAGACGAACUCUUAGAAAUUCACAAGCACUUUUUUUUCUGCUUAAAAGAGAGAAGGCGGGAGUCUUUUGAGGAAGACAGUGAAAGGAACUUUUUCAUCAAUAGGAUUGGUGAUAUCCUUUUACAACAGUUUGCAGAUGAAAAUGGCAAUAAAUUGAAGCAAACCUAUGGUGAUUUCUGUAGCCACCACAAAGAAGCAGUCAGUUUCUUUAAAGAACUGCAGCAACAAAAUAAGAAAUUCCAAAACUUUAUCAGGCAACAAAGCAACAAUCUGCUGGUCCGACGCCUUGGUGUACCAGAGUGCAUACUACUCGUUACCCAGCGGAUCACCAAAUAUCCAGUCCUGCUUGAGCGAAUACUGCAAUACACAAAAGAAGGAACAGAAGAGAAUGAGGAUGUGGCAAAAUCUCUGAGUUUGAUAAAGGACAUAAUAGCAGCAGUUGAUACAAAGGUCAACAAAUAUGAAAAAGAGCAAAAGCUAUUGGACAUCUUAAAUAAGUUUGAAAACAAAACAUGUGGCAAGUUAAAGAAUGGCCGCAUAUUCCGGAAACAGGACCUGAUCAUCAAAGGGAGGGAGUUACAGCAUGAGGGCUCCAUGUAUUGGAAAACAGCCACAGGACGAUUGAAAGAUAUUACAGCUCUGCUUCUUACUGAUGUGCUAGUUUUCCUGCAGGAGAAAGACCAAAAGUAUACUUUUGCAAAUGUGGACCAGAAGCCUGCAGUUAUUUUGCUGCAGAAAUUAAUUGUCCGAGAAGUAGCCAAUGAAGAACGAGGAAUGUUCUUAAUUAGUGCUUCAUCUGCUGGACCUGAAAUGUAUGAAAUGCAUACAAACUCAAAAGAGGAUAGGAAUAACUGGAUGAGACUGAUUCGAAUGGCAGUAGAGAGCUGUCCUGAGGAGGAGGAAGAACGUUUAAGUGAAUAUGAAGAGGACAAGCGUAUUGCUGAGGCAAGGGCAGCCAGGACCCAGAAAUUCCAAGAGCGACUGAGAUUCCAGGAUCAGCUAGUUUGCAGUAGUUUAGAGGAGAAGCUGCAAAUCUAUGCAGAAAUGGCUGAAAGAAAUGGCUAUGAAGAAGCAGGUCAGGAAACGCAGCUUUUGAUCAAACCAGAUACCGUUGAAUUUCCACAAGCUGGAUUUUUAUUGACUGCUGCAGUCAGAGAGGCUGAAAGUCUGCAUAGACUACUAACAUCUCAACCAUGCAAUUUUGCUGAACAGUCGCGGGAAAGUUUGGAAGAAGCAGUGAUGCCACAAAAACUAGAAAUGUUUGGGAGCUUUAGUUUGGGAGCUUCACAACCAUCUAUGUAUGCACCUGAUGCUAAGAUCCCAGAUCCUCAGUUAUCACUUGUGGAUUCGGUGAUGAAACAGACAGGAAGUGCAUGGUAUGGCUUUGACACUCCAUUUUUGCAGACAGAUGGUGAACUCUACAAACCUAGAUCACAUGACACUGUACGAAAGAUUGUUCACAGUGUACAAAAUAUCACUCAGCUUCUUUACAGUUUACAGGCUGUAGUGACCAUGCAGGACAGUUACAUAGAAGUGCAGCGGCUGAUCUUGCAGGAGCGUGAGCGAUCAGCUCAUAUCCAAGGCACCCGUGGGAACUUGCUUCUCGAGCAAGAGAAGCAGCGCAACAUGGAGAAGCAAAGAGAAGAACUGGCAAAUGUACGCAAACUUCAGAGCAAGCUGUACCAUGAGCAGCAGCGUUGGGAACGAGAAUGUGAACGCAGGCAGCGGGAGCAGGAAGCACAAGAGAGUAGACUACAGGAACGUGAGCAAGAAUGUCAGCAGCAGGCAGAGCAGAUGUGGCGAGAGCGGGAAGAGUUAGAGAGCCAGUGGAAAGAGUACCAGCAAAAUCUGGAGAGACUGAGGGAAGGCAUGAGAAUGGUGGAAAAGGAAAGAGACAAAUUGGAGGCGCAGCAAAGGCAUCUAAAUGCCUGGAAACACAGCCGACAGAGGAGCCUGCCUGUGAUGAUGUUCCCACAGGAAACCAGUCAGGUUCCAAUUCACACUCGCACAGGAAGCUUGGGCGGUGGGGGAAUAGAUACAGCAUCGGUCUUUGUAAAUGAGGCAGCACUCCAAUAUUCACCAAACAAUUACCAAAGAGCAAACAGUGCACAGACAGUUUCUGAACCUCAUAAAAUGGAGAGCACCUUGAACUCUAGUGUAAGGAUUAAUGAAAACUUGAAACAUGAAGUUCCUGUUCAGCUUCUCAGUGCAACCAAUCAGCUUCUGAAACCUACAGGCAUCCAACAACAGAUACCAACAAAAUUGGCAAGUUUCUCCAAAGGAAACAGGGAAAAAAUCAAAGCUUCCUGUGACCAAGCUAACUAUAUAAAAGAGAUGAUUUACACAAAAGAUAAUCUUGAUAAAGCAAGUAGUUCUUCAAGUCAUGUGUUACUAGAACAUCAAAGUGUUAUUUUCAAUUCAGAUCUGAAUACCAAACAAACAACCUUGUCUGUUCAGAAACCAGCUUCGAGCACUCUGCACCAGGGGGGUUUACAGUCACAGCAUGAAAUGCAGCUGUUAGUUCAAGAAUGCUCAUAUGUCCCACAGGAAAGCAAACAUGGACAAAAAGAUGGGGCUGAAGAGAACGUAUUUUACUUCUGAAAGUCAUUCAACAUUAGCACUUUUGAGUCAAACUAGAACAACAUAUGGCCACCUUGACCUCUUGGUCAUAUUCGGUUAAAUGUUACAAAUAGAGAAAUCUAACAGUUAAUUCUUUACUAAGCCUUGUAGUCCCUGAUAUGCUUAUGAACCUUGAAGUUUCAUGAAAUUUAUUACACUUUUCAGUUUAGUGAUAAGAUUGUGAUAUAUGAAAUACUAUAUCAUCAGUUACGUCAUGCUAGCUGAAGCAGUUAUAAAUCAGAAAAGACCAUAUCUAACUUGCAGUCUUCUUAUUUCAAGGACAGAUUUUGAUAUUUUUUCCGGAAGUUCUUAAGUUAUUAAUUACAAUAACCUGAUUUUCUUUAAUCUUAGGUCCAGUUUUGAAGGUUAAACACUAUCUUGCUUAGUCAGUUUAUGCUUAAUUUCCCAGGGUCACAGUGGCCUCCCACUGUACAGGUUCUGUUUUAUUUUAUUAAUUCUACUGCCUGUCAUUAUUAAAAUUGUUGAGCAUGAUUUAUGACCUACUUAACCAUCACUAAAGUUGGCUUUCAAUUGUAAUUUGAUCUUCCACAUCAUGAAUUUAGUAUACAUACAUUUUUAAAGUCAUAUAUCUUGAAAUUGCCUUGUUUGAUCUGUUUAAGCCCAACAUUUUGAACCAUACCUGCAAAAUUAGAAUGUUCCAGACUAAGAGAGACCAUUGUACUCUAAUUGGCUCAUUGUUAACUAGGCAAAUAUCAUGACCUACAAGCUUCUCAUAAUAGUCAGUUGCUUUCUGUGACAUAUAGCUAUCCAAUUCACUAUUGAAUUUCGCAGCACUAUCCAUCUCCACUGAUUCCCUGGGUAAUUUGUCCCCUGUAUUCAUCAUCCUCUGUGUUAAGGUUGCUAAAUCAAAAGUGCCUGUAACCUAGUCCUGUUUUGGCCUAGUUCCCUAACCUUACUGUACUAUUUAUGUUUAUGUUAAAUAUAGUACUAGAUUAAAGGAAGAAAUAAUUUGCAUUUAUGUAGUAUCUUUGAUAACUCCAAGGAGUCUCAAAGCAAUGUACAGCCAAUGUAGUCCUUGGUUUUAAUUUACCUUUAUGCCUUAAAUUCUUGAACAUGUCAAAAACAUUUCUUAUGUAUGAUCUUCUCAAAGCACAGAUACCUAAAUUAGUUCACUGUAAUGUCACCAGUGGGGAUAGGACAGCAUUACUAGCAUUGCUGGCCACUGUACAAUACGGUACUCCAGAUGCUUUGAAUUGAUUGCCACUUUUUGAGAUCUGUAUUUUAUACCCGGCUGCAAACCUUAAGAGGUUGUUUAUUUCUUUUUACUCAUCAUUAUUAUACAUUGUCUUGUAUUUUCAAGAUAUUUCCCAGAUACUCAUGCAUCUCCCUCUUCUGUAAUUUGCAGAAUAAUGCCAAUUCAGUCUCAUAUUUUUGUGAAUAACAGGUGUCAAUUACCAAUCUAAUCACCCUUCAUUUUAGCUCUCUUUGUUCUAUUAUUUAUAGUUAUUUUCUUCUUCACCCAUUUAUCCAGGUUUGAUAGUACCCAGUAUACAUUUUUUUCCUGUUUCAAUUCCCAAAUAACUUUCAUAUGUAUUGUAAAUAAUAGUGGAUCAAACACUGGUCUCCAAAGGCAUCCUGUUAGACAUCAUAUUGCUGAUGCAGCUCCAUGUACAGUUCUCCUUCAUUUCCUCUGAUUCAGCCAAUUUCCAGUUCACUUCAGAAACUUGAAUGCUGUUUGUGGUAAUGUGCCCCUUGAGUUUGUUAACCACUAAAACAGCCAACCAUUAAUAGUUGAAUUUCUUUGCUGAAUUGUUAUUAAUGACAAUCUGUGGUCCAAUUUAUUCUCAUUUGUUUGAAAUGUUAAGAUUUGUCCCACAAGUUUUUCUAAAGUGCCAGUGACAUGCACUACUACAGCAUGGAAUUUAUUUAAUCUUUAUCACCUGACUUCCCCUGUACAUGACUGUUACAUUAAUGCAAGAGUUUUUGAGUCACAGAAUGGAUGUAAUCAUGGUCUAGUGCAGAGGAAGAUCACACAACCAAAAUUGAAUGUAGUCGCACUAAAGUAAUAUCUCGAUUUUAUCCUUUAUUAUGAAGGGACCAGAAAAACAUGUUUAUUGCCAUAGGCUACAAAGAAGAAUUCUGUUCCUAAACUUCUGACGUUCUGCUUCUCUGUCCUCUUGUAAAACGCUCCAUGAAACCUAUUUCCUUGACCAACUAUAGGUCAGUUUUGCCAGUAUAACUUUGUGGUGAUGUGUUAAAUUUUGCCUGAUACAAUACAGAGAAAUACACUGGGGUGUUUUUACUAUGUUAAAGGCAUUAUAUAAAUGCAAAUUUGUGUUGUUACAGAGUGGAGUUGGGUAAAAUUAACGGACACCUGCAGGGUCUAAUGGAUGAACUAAAAAAAAUGUAUUUCUUUGGUUGAGUAUUUCUACCAUAUUAGGGAGAACUACAUCAAAUAUAUUUAAUACUCAGUGUGGAUCAUGCGCAGAACAGGUCUCUUCACUCAGGAGCUCUCACCCCAUCUCCUAGCUGCCUUUAAUGCUAGAGUAUUAUUAAAUGUCUCUCAGUGAGAACUCAGGUAUUCUAAAUGUCUAUUUGCUUAAGAAAUUUCAUAAGUUAUGCCAAUAUCCACAUUAGAUUGAUAACUUCCAAAUUAUCUUAAACUGUAAUUAUUGUAAUGUAAUUCAAUGCUCGAUCCUGUUCAGUAAUUUUAUUAGAAUCAUGUAAAAUGGUUACCUGCGAUGACCUAUCUGUACAUGUGUAUUUGGAUUCCUGGUUAUAUUCAUAGUGCCUGUGUUCUUACCCAUCAAAAUGUGCAUUAUGUGGGGCUGGAUUUCAUGGUGCACAUCGCAGUGGGAUCCAUGUCAGCCGGGCCAUUUAAUCAUGGAACCAUUCUCCUGGUAGUCGAAAACCUUCCCCAAUUAAAUUGGAUGAUGGAACAGAGUGACGCAGGAUUCCUGGCCUUGGCCAGUGGGAUGUCAAUCAGGCUCAUUAAUGAGAUCAUUCAUACUCACUAUCCCUAAAUCCACCAAAAUGUAUGGCAACUGAGCUUUGGGGAUUAAAGGUCUCAUGUCCAAACAGCCAGCAAAAAUCCUGUUGGGUUUUGUGUGUGGGCACCCGAGGUUGGGAAGUCCCCAACCUCAGAUAGUGCCAGAUUGAAGAACUCACCAUGAGGCCAAGGAGUAGCCACUGAAAGUCGCUCCUUGCCCUUGCUUCCAACUACCCUUCCUCCUUUCCCAAACAGCACUUCCCAUGACCAGCAUCUUGUCUCAGUUAGCUGUGGCCUGGAGUCCAUUCAAGAUGCUGGGUCUCGGGUGGGUGCAGUACUGCAGAUAGUCACUGCUCCUGCUGCUGGUCUUUGAUUGAUUAGCCACCAGCUCUCGGCAGAAGGGAUUUCUACCAUCAGGAUCUUCAAUCACAAUGAAGGCCCAAUGGAAGCCUUUUAAAUGCCAGAAGGAUACUUAAUUCUAUUGGGCAUCCCCCAUGGAAAUGACCAUUCCCCACCCAAGCUCUGGAUCACUGAAUAGUGGGUGAGACCACAUUUGUUCAACAAAUCCAUAAUAUCAACAUUUAUUCAGGGCCUGAUUUUCACUACCAAAUCAGGUAACUUGAGUUGUGAAAUUUCCCUACUCAGCUGACCUGUCUUAAUAUAAAGGGCCAUGUUAGACCUAAUUGUAGGUAGACUAAUGUCUAGACAGGCUGUUUAGAAUUGUGGUUUUCCUGGUCUUUAUCCCAGUUGUUUUACAGGUUGUUAAGUGAUUUAGCCCUCAUACAACCUCACCCCUCAACCAAACCCCAUGGUUCCUGCUGGUCCUGCUGCCACUCAUUCACAACUCUUUCCCUCCCCCCUUCCCCAACUAUCCCAAUGCCACAUCAUAUUCCACAGGCCAUCUCCAUGCCAACUCAAGCUCCACACUAUCCACACAACCAACCCCAUGCUCAUGCCACACCUUUUCGAAUUAUGGUGUCCCGCCAUGGCUUCUCAUUGUUGAUAUGCCACGCCAUAGUUACUCACCGAGAAUCCACUGUGACUGGAAUUUAGGACUCGUGUAGAUGAGAAAAAUUAAACUGAUAAAAAUCUAAUCUAGCGCUCAUAGAUAUGGUAAUGAAAAAGUCCCAUUAACAAGAACUCACUCAACUUUUAAAUCUUUCCAGUGGUUACUCCCUUAUAAAAACAAAAUUCUAUUCACAACAAAAACCUCUAAUUGCUUAAUAGACUCCUUAAUCUAUCAAUCAAACAGUGAACUCAGGAUCCCCAAUUGAGAUAAUUGUAACUUCUGAAACUCAGCCAAGCAUUAAUAAUGAUAUCAUAAUAGACACUGGGGAUUAGGAAGUCACCUGUUUAUUGGAAUUCAUUUUCUAAGCUACACCAGAUGGCCUGACAAGGCAAUCAGCAGAGGUCAUUUUUGUUUUUACCUUCACAAUACCUUGAUCCUAGUUUGUUUCACACAUUUAAAGAGUGGGAAAUUAAAUAAAAGUUGAGAUCAUGGCACUGAAACAUUCCUUAUCUGCCCUUCAAGAGCAUUUAUGCCUAUUCUAUCGAUUUGUGGCUCCAAUCUGUGGGUUAGGCCCAUGUAACUGCCAGAAUUGGGAUUGCUUGAAUGCAGCAUAAGGUUUAUAUGGCCCUGCCUGUUUGAGGUAGAACUCCCUGCAAACUGCAGAAAAAAUUGGAUCUGUUGUAAAUAGGCUGUGUCUUAUGCAUCUGGGUCCCUACCCAUCAUGUUUAAAGAUGUAUGUACCUUCCAACUCCACAAAAAUCCAGCCCCAAGUCCAAAUAUUGCUCACAUGAUCACUAACCAAGUUAACAAUUUGAAUGACUAAACUCAGUUGUUAUAGACCAAGGCAAAAUAAGAAUAAAUUGUACUAUUUAUAUGUGUGAUAUUAAAAUCAGAGAUAGGACUAUAUAUCUUUACACAUCAGUAGGCAGUAGUUUUCAAGAUGUACUAAUUGAGCCAGUAAUUUACCAGUGAAUUUCACAAUGAAGCAAAUUCAUGGUAAUUAUUUUAUUCCAUGGGAUGGUUUUUAAGAAAGUAGUUUAUUUUACCUGUACACAACUGACAACUGACCAACUAAAUUAUAAAUGUGUAUAUAUCUCUCCUACACUAAAACAAUAAUAUAUCUGGAAUGGAUUUCUCUUGACAUUAAUCUUUGGAGUAUAGACGCUGGUAUUAGUAUAAUAUAAGCACAGCCCUUAUGUGAAGAGUAUACUAGUCAUGUCUGUUAUAUGUAUCUCCAAUUAAAAGGAGAUAUUAUUAUGCUAUAUUGCACUACACCUGCUUACCAAAACUGAUGUAAAGGACAUUGGAGAUUUUAACUGAUGCCCAGAUUAAGAUCAUUGUGGCACAAGUCUAAAGGUGGCUUUCAGACUUUUGAUAUUUAGAGACGACACUGCCUCCAGUAGCAAUAACUGAAGUAUUAACACACUGACUCAUUUUAAAUUUGCACAUUUAAUGAGUUAUUUUCAUUUACCACCCAAGAUUCAAAGCAAUAAGUAAAAUAAUUAGUAAUUUUGUAGCAUUUGAUUCAUGAAGAAAUGCAUCAGAUCUUGUUUUGUGGAAGGUGAGGAGUCAGAAUAUGUCAAUUUCAUCACAAGUCAGUUCUCCAGUAAUGAUGUGUUUAGCAUAAUUAACAUGAUCAUUUUUGGUGGUGAAGGGUUGGAUAGUUCAACUCCAUGAAUAGUGGUCCUUUAAAAACCUAAACUGAUCAUUUCAAGAUGGUGAGUGAAGGGUAGAUUACUGAAUACCCAUGGUAAUGACUUAAAGGAGUUUCAGCACCACAGUAUCACAGAAUGGAAGUACAUUUUCAAGCGUGCAGUUACUUUCUGCUGAUGUUGCAAAAAUGUUCUGUAACUGGAAACUUAAUUGUACUUAAACCCUAAAGCAGAACCUCCUGCAGAAUAUUAGGAACAUUAUUAAAAGUGGUAAGUCAUCACGCAAGUCACACCUGCUCAGCACUAGAUUAGAAUUACAAUCAAGAAUGUGCAGUUUAUUGUCUUAGAGAUUUUUGAAGAUAUAAGACACAUUUAACCAAACAAAAGCUUUGAAUGGCUACCAUGUAUCUUGAACUGUAAAUACUGAACUGAAUAUAUAUUCAUUACUUUCUUCCAUUUCUUGCAUUUUGCAUAUUUAGAAUUGUUGUAUUCUCUUUGAAAAAUGCAGAUUUUUAUUCAAAAAACUCUGAAGCUGAAGUGAAAAUGUACAUCUAGUGUCAUCUGCCUCUUAAAAGAUCGUGACAAAUGUAAUUACUUCUUUAUGUAAAAAAAAAACACAAAAUAAUGUUGAAUUUUAUAGAAUGUUCCAAAUGAACCUUAUCUGGCAGGCAGUUUAAUAAAGUCUGAACAGA
This is a messenger RNA of Rhincodon typus (whale shark), 12413 nucleotides long. It is a transcript of the gene arhgef28a, whose product is annotated as Rho guanine nucleotide exchange factor (GEF) 28a. Bases 636 to 6092 code for a protein of 1818 amino acids. Gene Ontology annotation, biological process: regulation of Rho protein signal transduction. NCBI's taxonomy places the organism in Eukaryota, Metazoa, Chordata, Chondrichthyes, Orectolobiformes, Rhincodontidae. Gene Ontology annotation, molecular function: guanyl-nucleotide exchange factor activity. The transcript is spliced from 37 exons. The record is from RefSeq and is a predicted model, not a curated record.